AUGAUGAAGACGGUGGUGAUGAUGAUGAUGAAUGGCCCUGCGUCUCGAGCGGGCACCGGGGUUUCGCCACCAUUAUGUUUACUACUGUGCGCUCUCGUCUUUCUCCCGCCGUGCGCUCACUCGCACCCGCAGCCGUGCCAGGUGCUGAAACGGAUCGGCCACACGGUUCGGGUCGGGGCUCUGCACGUUCAGCCUCGCUUGUUUUCCGCCACUGCUGGCAGCGGUUCUGAGGACUGGGAAGCCGAGGGAGGCUUGACGGGGAGCGCAGAGCGGCGGCUGAAGUUGGAAAAGCAGGUUAAAACAAGUGCCAGUGCGCCUGGAUACGGCAGCCUCAGGACUAGAGGCACCGUUAACAGCCAAAGGGGAGCGAACAGGAGUAAGAGCCAGGCACGGCAGCGGGAGGAGAACAUCUCCAGGGAGAACCGGGUGUUCGCACCCCGAGACUCGGUCCUGCUCGCCGUCGAGGCUCUGAACCGGGCCGGAUUACUGCCCUAUAAUUUGUCCCUGGAGCUGGUCAUGGCCGUGGGGUCCGGACUCGGAGAGCUGCCCGCGUUCUCCUUCUCCUCGGCGGGUAGCCCCGAGAAUGAGGACCCGCUGUCCUUCGUGGAGAGCGUGUGUCACACUGUGGUUGUGCAGGGGGUAUCCGCCAUGAUCGCCUUCCCACGGAACCGGGACGAGUUCGUCAAGUUAGAGUUCGUCUCGCUGGCGCUUCAGGUGCCAGUCGUCAGCGUUGUGCAGAGGGAGUUCACGCGCCAAAGUGAGAAUCCUCUCCAUUUCCAAGUGGCGAUGCGGACCGUGGAGGCCCCACCAUCCCGUCUGCUCUACUCCCUGCUGAUGAUGAACGGCUGGUGGGACAUCAGCGUUCUCCUCUGCCAGGAAUGGGACAUUAGCGACUUCCUUUCACUCAUCAAAAACAACACCCGCUUCCACCUGGGCACUCUUGUCAACCUGACAACUAACGCCUCCUCAAAAUCGGACCAGCAGCAAGCUCUCAUGCGGCAGCUGGAGGCCCUGAGAGAACCUUCAUCCACAACGGGGGUGGUGACAUUUGGGUGCGAUAUCCGGGAGGUGCGGCGUCUGUGGACGCUCGCCACUCGGAUGACGCUCCCAGACUUUCACUGGAUCUUGGGGGACAGCCAGAAUGUGGCAGAGCUGAGAACAGAGGGGCUGCCGCUGGGGCUUCUGGCCCACGGGGUCAUGGGGUCCCCUUCCCUGGAUCACUACGUCCACGACUCACUGGCGCUGGUGGCGAGGGCGGUGGGCAGUGCAGCCCAGGAGAAUCCCGCCCUGGCGCUCAUACCUGGGACUACUAACUGUAUGGAUGUACAACAGAGCAACAGCAGCUCAGGGCAAUACUUGGCAAGAUUUCUAUCCAACACCUCAUUCGAGGGCCAGAGCGGCUUUAUAUCCAGAGACAGUCACAGCCAGAAUGUCAUCUCAGAGGCCCAUCACUACAUCUGGUCCCUCCAGCUGGACCCCCUCGGCCAGCCAACCUGGACCCGCCUGGGACGCUGGCGCAGGGGGAGAGUUCUGAUGGACCAGAGGGCCUGGCCAAGCCAUGCGGGUUCGGGAGGUGGAGGUGAUUGGCGCCGACCCACGAGGCUGCACAUGCGGGUGGUGACGCUGGUGGAGCACCCGUUUGUGUUUACCCGAGAGGUGGACGGGGACGGGCUGUGUCCCGCAGGCCAACUGUGCCUCGACCCGCUCACCAACGAAUCUUCGGUUUUGGAAGGACUUUUCCAAAACCUCGCGGGACCCAACGGAUCUGUUUCCACUGACCUGAAGAAGUGCUGUUAUGGAUACUGCAUUGACCUGCUGGAGAAGCUGGGCGAGGACAUGGGCUUCACUUACGACCUCUACAUUGUCGGCGAUGGGAAGUAUGGCGGGUUUAAGAACGGUCGCUGGACGGGAUUGGUGGGUGAUCUGCUCAGUGGCGCUGCCCACCUGGCAGUGACUUCAUUUAGCAUUAAUUCAGCCAGAAGCCAAGUCAUUGACUUCACCUCACCCUUCUUCUCCACCAGCCUUGGAAUUCUGGUUCGUACUCGCGACACAGCUGCACCCAUCGGGGCCUUCAUGUGGCCUCUCCACUGGUCCAUGUGGCUCGGCAUCUUCGUCUCCCUCCAUGUCACCGCCGUCUUCCUCACCCUGUACGAGUGGCACAGCCCGUUUGGUAUGACGCCGCGUGGACGCAACCGAGACCGGGUGUUCUCCUUCUCCUCUGCGCUCAACGUGUGCUACGCUAUUCUCUUUGGGAGGACGGUGGCCAUCAAGCCGCCAAAGUGCUGGACGGGGCGCCUGCUGAUGAAUCUCUGGGCCAUCUUCUGUCUGUUCUGUCUGUCCACCUACACAGCGAACCUGGCUGCUGUCAUGGUCGGGGAGAAGACCUACGAACAGCUGUCAGGGAUACAUGACCCAAAGUUGCACCAUCCCUCUCAGGGAUUCCGCUUCGCCACAGUGAGAGAAAGCAGCGCAGAGGACUACGUCAAGAAGAGUUUCCCUGAGAUGCACGAGUACAUGAGAAGAUACAACGUCCCGGCAACACCAGAUGGAAUACACAAUCUCAAGGCUGACCCUCAGAAACUGGACGCGUUCAUCAUGGACAAAGCUCUGCUGGACUACGAGGUCUCCAUAGAUGCAGACUGUAAAACACUAACAGUUGGAAAACCCUUCGCUAUAGAAGGCUAUGGCAUCGGCCUCCCUCAGAACUCUCCUCUCACCUCCAACUUCUCUGAGCUUGUUAGUCAGUACAAGUCAGACGGCUUCAUGGACAUGCUGCAUGACAAAUGGUACAAGGUUGUGCCCUGCGGGAAGCGCAGCUUCGCUGUGACUGAGACGCUGCAGAUGGGCAUAAAGCACUUCUCCGGUCUGUUUGUGAUGCUGUGUGUGGGCGUGGCCUUAUCUCUACUGACCACCAUAGCGGAACACAUUGUGUACAAGCUGGUGAUCCCGAGGGUCAAGGAGCCACGCUUCAAAUACUGGCUGCACACGAGCCAGAGAUUACACCGGGCCCUCAACUCGGUCUUCACCGAUGACAAACUACCAACUGUUACCAAGCCAGAGAAGAGGUGCAAUGAGGGAAACAACCAGUCAGCAUCUUGGAAUCCAGCAGAGUCCUCCCACUGCAACAGGCGUAGGGUCCUUCCACAAGACAUGCAGAAUGACCUGGAGCGCCCAUCCUCCCAGGAUCUUCCUCCUCCACCGCCCCCUUCUCCCCUGCCCCAUCCCCACUCUCUUCCCCUCCUGGAGAAACACCUGCCAAUAGUGACCACCUCCAAUGGUCGCUCCGACCUGUUAGGGCGAGCAUUGAGCCACGGACUGGGCCCAGGGCAGGGCGGCUCCCUACAGGGCCUAACACAGUCCCGGGGUUUGGGUGUGGGCGACUGCGGCCCCGGCCUUGGCGUGGGCCGGAACCCCCUGGUCCAGGAGCUGUCAGAACUGGAGGGCCAAAUCCUCGUAAUCAAGCAGCAGCUGCAGUCAGCCAUGAGGAGGAAGAGAGAGCUAGAACAGUACCAAUCAGAAAACCAGCAAGCAAACCAGACUGCACCCAGUCAGCCCUCUACUCUCCAGUCUAACCAGUUUGCUCAGUAUACCCAGUCCCACCAGCAGACUAACCAACACACAAACACACUCCCAGAGUUCUGA
This is a messenger RNA of Seriola dumerili (greater amberjack), 3642 nucleotides long. It is a transcript of the gene grin3a, whose product is annotated as glutamate receptor ionotropic, NMDA 3A-like. Gene Ontology annotation, molecular function: transmitter-gated monoatomic ion channel activity involved in regulation of postsynaptic membrane potential; NMDA glutamate receptor activity. The record is from RefSeq and is a predicted model, not a curated record. The coding region runs from base 1 to 3642 and encodes 1213 amino acids. The transcript has 11 exons. Gene Ontology annotation, cellular component: postsynaptic membrane; plasma membrane. Gene Ontology annotation, biological process: synaptic transmission, glutamatergic; ionotropic glutamate receptor signaling pathway; monoatomic ion transport. Lineage: Eukaryota; Metazoa; Chordata; Actinopteri; Carangiformes; Carangidae.